CGAAUAUAUUAGUUGUUUGAAAGCGCAAAUUACCAACAGAAACACUCAUGUGCUCAUAGAUACAGAAAAAAUUUAUCGGCACAACAUUACGUGUUUAUCGCCAAAACAUACUUUUAUCGUGCGAUUUCUGUGUACGCAUUUUGACAGCUCUCGCUUUAGUCGAAAGCAAAUAGCAAAAAUUGAACUAAAAUUAUAAAAAAUUGAAUAGAAAAGAAAAUUGGAGCAUGAUGUCUGAAAACAAUGAUACAUCAAACGAAUCUAACAGUUUGGGAAGUGAUUCUAUAUUUCAGUCUUCACGUUUAGCUGCUAGUAGUGGAAAUCCAGUAUUACGUUUAGGAGUUUUAAGACCUUCUGUUCUGGGGCCUAGCGUUUUAGGGUCCUCUGCAAAUAAUGAAAAAACGCCAACAGAAGGAAAUGUAUUUAAUUCAAAAGAUGAUGUUAAUACUACAAGUAAUCCUUUCAUGAAAGAUCAAGAUGAAGAUGAUGAUGAUGGCGCAGUUGGAGGUACGUCGAAAAAAGAUGGUUGUGGUGAGGAAGAGAAGAAGUCUGACGACGAUGAUGAAGAACCAGAUGAACGACCAGAUCCUUUGAAAAUGUUACGUAAAAAUGGAUUGGAAAGAGCUAAUCUCUUUGCAGCUGCAAAAAAUUCAAUACCACGUGUAGAAAAAUCAGGAUUUGUCUUUGGAGAAAAUGUACAUGAACGUGUGUUAAGUGAUAAUUUGAAUUCAGAUAAACCGGAAUCUAGCAGCAAACCGAAUGAGUUGCUGUUUUCCAGCGUUAUAGAAAAUGCAAAUAAAACAAAUGAUGCAGAGGGAAAUAAAGAAGCUGAAGCAAAAAGUUUGACUGAAGUAGCACGCGAAUAUGAAGAGAGCCGUGCACAGAAGCGUAAAUAUGAAGAAGUUGAAACGUUUACGGGUGAAGAAAACGAAUCUAAUAUAGUUGACAUAAACUGUAAACUUUUUGCUUUUGAAAACAGUAACUGGGAAGAGCGUGGACGUGGUAGUUUACGUUUAAAUGAUUCUAAAAGUGAACAUGAAUGUUCACGUGUAGUAUUUCGUACAGCGGGUAACUUACGUUUACUACUUAACACAAAGGUUUGGGCUGGUAUGGUAUCAGAAAGACCAAGUCAAAAAUCCUUGCGUCUCACUGCAAUGGAUAAUACCGGAAAAAUUAAAGUUUUUCUAGUAAUGGCUAGACCAUUAGAUAUAAGCCAACUGCAUCAAACAUUACAGUUGCGUAUAAAUGCAAGGAAAAUUUCGCAUCCGGAAGAAACAAGUCCUCCACUUGCAGAAAGCAAUGGUAAUUGCUUAAAAAAUGGUAAUGGAAAUGAAACAGAAGUCGAUAAAGCUGCUGCAAUUGAGGUACCAGAAAAUGAUGAUUUAGCUGAACCUAGCCCUAAGAAAACAGUGGCCCCCGAAACGGUUAAUUAAUACGCGGCCUAUUUGUUUUAAUAGUUAAGAGUAAAUAUAUAAAUUUUUUUUUAAUGUAGUAAUUUUAAAAUUAAUGUUUAAUGUUUUAAAUUGUAAUUUUGUUUUGAAAUUAAAAUAUAAUUUUUUGAAUUU
Messenger RNA from Teleopsis dalmanni, 1562 nucleotides. RefSeq names its product ran-binding protein 3 (gene RanBP3). Gene Ontology annotation, molecular function: GTPase activator activity. The transcript is spliced from 6 exons. Gene Ontology annotation, cellular component: nuclear pore; cytoplasm. The record is from RefSeq and is a predicted model, not a curated record. Bases 225 to 1430 code for a protein of 401 amino acids. Gene Ontology annotation, biological process: protein export from nucleus. NCBI's taxonomy places the organism in Eukaryota, Metazoa, Arthropoda, Insecta, Diptera, Diopsidae.